Molecule: messenger RNA, 1666 nt
Organism: Durio zibethinus
Lineage: Eukaryota; Viridiplantae; Streptophyta; Magnoliopsida; Malvales; Malvaceae
Product: mitotic spindle checkpoint protein MAD2-like
Biological process (GO): mitotic spindle assembly checkpoint signaling
Cellular component (GO): cytoplasm; kinetochore; nucleoplasm
Source: RefSeq, a predicted model, not a curated record
UUUCAAACACAUUUAACUAUUAGGUUAAAAGCUUGGGAAUAAAUAAAUUAAUUGUUUCAAUUCAACGAAAAAUUACAGAACCAAACAUGCUCAAAGUAGCCGUCCUUUCUAAUUAUCCUACGUGGCCACACGAUUGGUACUUAAAAAAAAAUGCGGACCCACUUUUUACCGUUAAAAGCGCAAUUUAAAAAGUUGCUGUUCGCCCCGAGACGGACAUGAAGAAACUAGCCGUUACUCUGCUUUUUUCUUCUCUGAUUCAUGUUUUCUCAAAGCCAUAUUUCCAGAAAACUCAUCACCCCAUAUUCCUCUUCAUCUAAUUUUCUACUUACUUAAUCCCCAAUUCACUUUUCCUUUUUCCUGAUUUUACCAAUUAUAUUGUUACUUUCAAAUACAAGAGAAAAUUUGAUCGUAGAAGAAGUUGAAUGGCGUUAAGAACCGUUGCCAAAGAUAUAAUCACUCUUCGAGGCUCAGCAGCAAUCGUAAGCGAGUUUUUUGGAUAUGCGGCGAAUAGCAUUUUGUACAAUCGAGGAGUUUAUCCAGAAGAAAGUUUUGCGAAAGUGAAGAAAUAUGGGCUUCCAUUGUUGCUCACUCAAGAUGAAAGUGUUAAAUCCUUCAUUACCAGCCUAACAGCUCAACUUUCUGAAUGGCUGGAAGCUGGGAAGCUGCAGAGGGUUGUGUUGGUUAUCAUGAGCAAGGCAACCAAUGAGGUCUUGGAGAGGUGGAAUUUUAGCAUUGAGACUGAUAGUGAGGUUGUUGAGAAAGGUGUGUCAAGGGAAAAGAGUGACAAGGAAAUUAUGCGAGAAAUACAGGCAAUCAUGAGACAGAUUGCCUCGAGUAUUACUUACUUGCCAUGCCUUGAUGAACCAUGUGUGUUUGAUGUAUUGGCAUACACUGAUAAAGAUGUUACAGUACCAUUCACUUGGAUUGAGAGUGACCCCAAGUUGAUUGCAAAUCCUCAAAUGGUGAAGUUGCAUUCUUUUGAUACCAAGAUACACAAGGUUGACACUCUUGUAUCAUACAAGAAUGACGAAUGGGAAGAGCAGUGGAGUAAUUGAAACUUCUUGUCUUUUUUUUUUUUUCUACUGCAAUAUCUUUCCUUGUUCACUUGUGGGUUUAUGAUUAAUCUGUGAAUCUUCUAUUCACAUAUUUCCAAGAUUGCCAGGAAAGAUGAAAAUGCUUUUGGGUGUUUUUGGGUCUUCAUUUGUGUUUUGUUGUGAACAUAAAUCUUUCAAAUGUAUUAACUUAGGUGCCAAUGAAAUUCACUACUGUUCUUUCACUGACUUCAAGUUCUGUUCAUUUUAUCUUACAACAUAAUGUCGAUUCACGUUCUUUAGUUCAGCCAAGGAAUUACCGCUGCCUCUCCCACCUAUCUCGCAAUUCUUAUCAAAUCAUCAUAAAAAAUGGCAGCCUCCGCUAUAGUCAUAAAUCCCACAUCAUAAUAAUCCCAUGGUUGUCCAAUCUAGCAUGUAUAAACCAUGAAAAGCUCAGGAAGGAAAUUCUGAUCUUCCAGGUUUCAAAUACAAACGAUGAAAAUAGUCAAAUAUAACAUAAUGCAUCCUCUGCCAUUUAUGAUGCGUUAUUGAAGUUUGCUUUCAGCACUUUCUGCCACUGAUCUUGGCGGUCGUUCAACCCUGAUUUCAGAGUAUUUGGUUGCUUGUGGUCUAGG